This is a messenger RNA of Boeremia exigua, 2866 nucleotides long. RefSeq names its product PalH/RIM21-domain-containing protein. Bases 136 to 2514 code for a protein of 792 amino acids. The record is from RefSeq and is a predicted model, not a curated record. Gene Ontology annotation, cellular component: plasma membrane. Gene Ontology annotation, biological process: cellular response to pH. Lineage: Eukaryota; Fungi; Ascomycota; Dothideomycetes; Pleosporales; Didymellaceae. The transcript has 2 exons.
GACUCCCACCGCCGCACUCGCCCUCACGCCGACCGCUGCGCACCCGCCCUCGCCUUGCACCGCCUGCACGCCCGCACACCCAUGGGACCCCGAACGCAGGCACCGCCCGCCGCUGCCUCUCUAUAGCCCGCCGCCAUGCGCGAGGCCGUGGGCGUGCCGUGGACAGGGGCGACGCCCGUCCUGGAGGCGCGCGACUCCAGCAGGCCCUACCACUGUCCGUCGUACAAACUGCCCGAGUACGGCGUCAUCGAAAUCAGCCCCGGCAACACCAUCACCCUCACCACCAACGCCAUCUUCCGCCCGCAAUGCACCUCCGCCUCGCAGAGCGCCGACGGCGACGGCACCGGCCAGGUCCUCAGCGUCGCCGACAUCCGCGACCCCUUCCACGCCUCCAUCACCCCGCAGGCCUACGCGACCGGCGCCGCCACCGUUAUCGCCUGGAUGCUCGUCAUCAUGUUGAUCAUCACCCCGCGCACCUUCUUUGUCGGCAACGCCUCUGGACGCUCCGGCCUGAUGGGGCGCCGUGGUAUGAUUAGCGGCGCAACCGGCGGGGGGAGCAUCAUCGGCGUGGGCAGCCGCCCGUGGCUGCAGAAGGUCGCCGCCCUGACCGUCGCCAUCUCGCUGACCCUGGCCACGGCCGACACCUUCAAGAUCGCCGGCCGCCAGUACGCCGAGGGCUUCAUCGACGCCAUGGAGCUGCGCGACCAGGUCGUGUCGGGCAUGGAGAUCAAGGUGUCGCGCAUCAUCUCGGACGUGUUUCUGUGGCUGGCACAGGUGCAGACGCUGAUCCGCCUGUUCCCCCGCCACAAAGAGAAGGUCAUCAUCAAGUGGGUCGGAUUCGCCCUCAUCCUCCUCGACAUCACCUUCAGCUCGCUCAACAGCUUCGGCCCCUACGACAACAGCUCGCGCCCCGCCCACUUCGACACCGCCAUCCCCGCCCUCAGCUACCUCUUCCAGCUGUCGCUCAGCAUGCUGUACGCCGCCUGGGUCCUCUACUACGCCAUCACCAAGCGACGCUACGCCUUCUACCACUCCAUGAUGUGGAACAUGAGCGUCGUCGCCCUACUAUCAAUCAUCGCCAUUCUAACCCCUGUUGUGUUCUUCAUCACCGAUAUCGCCAACUACACCAUCGCCGGCUGGGGAGACUAUUUCCGUUGGGUCGGAGCAGCCGCUGCCAGUGUCAUUGUCUGGGAAUGGGUAGAGCGCAUUGAGGCGCUAGAAAGAGAAGAGAGAAAAGACGGCAUUCUAGGCAGGGAGGUGUACGACGGAGACGACAUGCUCGACGACACGCCAUCGACAUCCAGAACAUCCAAAUGGCCGUACUCAAAGCGGGAUUCUCAGAAUGAAAAGCAAGGAGGAGGCAGUGGUGGACUCGGCAAUUUCAGCCUCAGUGCUUUCGCCUCAGGGCAAAGCGGCCGCGUUGGCGAGCUUGCCCAGAGACUGGGACGGAAGAUGACCGAGUCGCCGCGGGCAGAAGCGCGCAAGAAGCGCACUAUCCACGUUCCUGCACCACCGCCAGUACACCGACGCUCCGAGUCCGCCCGUCGAGGCGAACGCAGCUCAAGCGCGUAUGUGCGUGUGCAAAGCCCAGUGCUUGCUCCGGCUGUCCCUGUAGUUGCUUCGCCAGUCAGCCGGACAGACACCACCAGCGCAGACUCGACAGUCUACACCGUGCGAUACCAUCCCAUCAACGAAACACCACCAAUUCAGCAACCCACGUCAUUCGAAGACAGGUUGACGCCAGAAGCAGCAAACGCACAACAGCCGUCCAAGCCCCAACCCAGGGAAAACACAACGCAACCCGCAAACACCAGCGAUCCCGAGAAGGGUGCUGCAGAGUCGGACACACCUGCCAGCAAUACCAGAUGGAACUGGCAGACCAUCCCAAACCCAUUCGCGAGGAGAGGACGUGCACCACCGCAAGAGCUGCAGAGGGGGCAGGUCAUCGAACCGCUCGCGGUCGACGAGGUGCACGCCAAUAUUCCGCCCCGCCAUUACAGCGGACUGGCUCUCUCGGACCGCCUUGGCACGUUCGCUGCACAGCAAGGCGAGAGGUUCAGGUCGAAGAAGCAGGCCAGCAAACACGACAUGAACUUGCCGGUGACCAUCAUCCCCGCGCAGCCACGUGGUCAGACCUGGUCUCCUGAUUUCCAUCAGCGGCAGCAGCAGCAGCAGCAGCAGCAGCAGCAGGAUGGGCAACAGGGUGAGGUGUCGGCGGUUGCUGGUAUCCAGAUCGCACGGAUACCCACGACGAUCGACGAGCAAUCCGACCUGCCUUCACCAGCACACUCUGACCAGACAGUCGGCUCGAGCGAAGUGGUGCAUCCUUCUACUUCUGCAAACUCGAAUCGCAUUGCGCGCAGACGCUACACCCCGCAGGCUGGCGGGCUCACCGCACAUCCCCCCGUUUCGCCGGCCAGCCUGGCAGAGGAGGUGCAAAGCCCCACACCGCUGCUGGACAACGCUGCUCCACAGGGAUCGGCAUCUCAGCAGCACACCAACCACGACGGGUAGCGUGGCGUGAGUGACGAUAUCCACUUCUUUGUUCAUAUUCUCGAUGCACUUCCAGCGUCGAUCUUGUAUACCCCAUGUUUUUCAACGGCGCACUGGCGGCACGGUGACACGACAGCAUUCGCAUAGGUUUGGCACAUUGGAUUCAAAAAGCCGGCGGCUACUGGGAACCCAUACGGAAGGGUUAGAUAUUCUUUGGAUACCCGCCGUUGUUUUGACACUCGGCUUCACACUUAGGUUCAGGAGCGAUGCGGCGCGCAAUUGUUGUGUUAGGAUGUCUCAGGCGAGCGAUGUGAGAUGGCACUAUUAUGUUACUAGCAAUGAAUCAGACGUUAAAUACUAGACCAGUUUGGUU